Mizuhopecten yessoensis (Yesso scallop) is the source of this 1294-nucleotide messenger RNA. RefSeq lists its product as uncharacterized. NCBI's taxonomy places the organism in Eukaryota, Metazoa, Mollusca, Bivalvia, Pectinida, Pectinidae. The record is from RefSeq and is a predicted model, not a curated record. The transcript is spliced from 11 exons. The coding region runs from base 75 to 1088 and encodes 337 amino acids.
AUAUACUGCUAGGUUACACACGCUAUCACUUUGUGUCAGGGUGUUGAGGUGGCGUGUCGGUACAGUUAAUCAUCAUGAUGUAUGCCGUUAUCCUCUUACUGUCGUCAUGGAUUUCCCUUUCAGCAGCCAUAUUACCAGGGUUUAUACAGAAUCACAUUGGUAAACGGCCGCAACAAGGGUCCGUGUUUCCCAUGAAGAGUUUCCUACAGAGGGAACCAGUGACUCCACCACCAUCAGGGUCUAUCUUUGACGUGAAAAGUCACCAGACGCCAGCACCACCAAGUACAGGGUCUGUGUUUCCUAUGAAGAGUUUCCUACAGAGGGAACAAGUGAAUCAACCAUCACAAGGAUCUAUCUUUGACGUGAAGAGUCGUCAAUUGUUGGACUCUGUGACGCCACAACCACAAGGUACAGGGAUACUUGGUAACAUCGGAUUAGCGCCAAAGCCAGCAAUAACUCAGCCGCCACCGUCAGGUAGACAGGAGAAACAAGUGGGUGACUGGUUCCUUGUGUUUAGGGCUCGAGCAGGGAACACCCGUUCCGUGGUGUUUUCGUACAUUCACCCAUUUGGUACCAACGAAGACAACGCUCUCCCUGGAUGUUUAUCAACUAGUCCUUCCGCUAAGUGUAACGGUAACUACCGCCACAGCACCAUUGAUAAGUGGAGGUCAAUCGGCGUUAAGAGGGUGAAACUUGAAUUAUAUAAGGGCACCACCCCAGUUGCCUUUAUCAUAUUCAAUGGAACCAACACCCAGUCGACGAGUUGGUUUGACAGGAAAAAGAUAUUGUCAUCUUCCUGGACGGACAUUAAGAGAAGGGGUGCUACCGACUUGAAUUUCUUUGGUCGCAAAAAUGACGGUGUGAAUCGGCGUCUCAUGAUCAACAAGGCCACAAGUUCUUGUAAAGAUGAUGAGGGUUGGUUGAUUGUUGUUGAGGACAAUGGAGAAUGCCCAUAUGAUAAAAAUGCAAAAUACCCAAUCUUCCUCUAUUCCGACGGCUCUAGAGCUACCCUUUAUGAGGACUAUGGAAAACAAGCAGAAGUGCUGGCCAUUUAUGUGGAUGCUGAAAACCUGAAUUUGGAAUACUAGAGCAAAGAACGGAUUUGUGCCCUCAAUACCUAAAGGGUGAUGACGCCAACAGCUUGGUGCCUAAUUUCAAGAAAAAUGAUUUUAAAUGUUGUGAGAUUUUUCUAAGAAAUAAAAAUAGUCUCCUGGAACUUCAUAUACGACGAUCACACAAAACGACGAUCUUUUGCUUAUUUACAAUAAAAUGAUGUGUUGUACUUACAUUUAAA